Molecule: messenger RNA, 852 nt
Organism: Trichomonas vaginalis G3
Lineage: Eukaryota; Parabasalia; Trichomonadida; Trichomonadidae
Product: DNA/RNA polymerases family
Exons: 1
Coding region: 1-852 (283 amino acids)
Source: RefSeq, a predicted model, not a curated record
AUGAGGUUGCAAGAACUUCAAGAUGCUAUAAACAAACUUCCAUUGAGACAUCCAGUCGACGUCAAAUUGUAUUGGAGAGCAUCUGAGCUAGGUCAGAAGGUUUUAUAUGAAACAGGUUGCUUCGACGAUGUUUAUGAGAUAACAGGAGAAGUUUCUCAAAAGAUAAGAGACUCGCUUGAAUUUCCACGAACUGGACCGAUUGGAUGCGACAAGUUCGACUCAAACGAAAAAAUAUACUAUGUCGACCUUAACGCUGCGUACAUGAGGUUCGUCCAAUAUAUUCCAACUGGAAUUCCAAACGAAGACGGUAAGUUCCCGGGAAGGAACUAUACAGUUGGAAAAGUCAUACAACAACUAUAUGAUAUUAGGAAAGCUUCAAACCCCAAACUUGCAAUGACAAUCAAAUUGCUUAUGAAUUCGACAUGGGGAUAUUCCAUUAAGAAACCUCAAAAGAUGAAGAGUAAACACUAUGAGAAGGUCGACAACUUUGUUGAAAGGUUUUCUCCUUUUGUUUUGAAGUACGAGUUCACCGAAGGUCAAAAUGGCUUAGUAACCACAGUAAAACCUAUUGUCGAACAUUGGUCUUACCCUCAGUUCGCAAAGGCAGUCCUUGACAACUACAACAAAUUCUUCUCCGAGGUCAAAUCGAAAGUUGUGGUAUACUACGAGAACAUUGACGCACUCAUGACGAACGAAGAAGGAUACAACAAACUCAUUGAAAUGGGUUUAGUCGGUGAAAAGAUGGGUCAAUUCAAAUUGGACAAAAUUUUCACCGAAGUUCAUGUAAUAUCGAAAAGGAAGUACUGGGGUGUUAAAGAAGAUGGUGAAAUAGUUAAACAUUGCAUGAAAUAA